GGUUCAGGAUUCUGCCUAUGCGGGGGUCAAUGCCAGAUGUUUCUUUUGAGUUAAUAAGUCUUGGUACAUGAUCAAACCCAAGUCAAUGCUUCCUAAGAGAGGCCCCGAGACUGUGAAAAAGUGUACGUGCCGUCUGCCCACCUACAUGUGUGAUCUCAGAGCACUGAGCACUUCCAGUCCCUUCUGUAAUGAGACAAUUCCUGUUUACACACUUGCUGAAGACCCCGGGAUUACACAAUAAGAAGGUUUGACCACGGAGUUGAAUUAUAUACAUCAUUUAGGGGAAAAGAAAAACCAGUCUGUGUAGAAGAGCUUUUGUUUUCAAGGUUUGCCAUCCUUCAGAGUUUUGAGAAGUGACUUAGUACAUACUGAACAACGAGUAAAAGCAAUCAGUAAAACUGUGUUAUUGUCAUUAUGUCUCUGGGAGGUGUCUUUUAGUAGCAAAAACCAAAAAAAGGGAGACCACGGCCAAAGCAGUUUUACUGAAAAAAACUGCAUACUCUAAGCAUUAAUGAUAGUCCCAACAAUAAUUCCCAGCAAGACGUGAUGGCUUAACCAUCGCAUCAGUUUGCAUCUCUCUUGGUCAAAACAGCCUUCAGUCUUCUCGUUUUUGGGUUUGUUGUUUUUUUUUCCAGUACAAUUCAGUUAAUUAUUCCCAGUUCCCUCGAUGAGUCUCAGCUCCCGCUGGCUCCUGGAGCAAUAGUAGCUCAUUGUUGCAAAUGAGCUUAAUCCAGUGUUAGAAGUCUUUAUUGUCCCUAAUAGAAAAUGGCAUGAAUAGUAAAGGAAAAAAUGUGAGAUGUUUCCUGUAAGGUUUUAACAACUCUCCUGGGUGUGUGAUUACAACAUGUGCUGGGGAAUAGCUUGGAGCAGGGUGGCGGUGGGGAGAAGGAGCUCUGGCAGCAUUUUACACCCCCAUCUGUAAGGCUCAUUACAGCGAGCUGCUGGGGAGGAAGGAAGAUGGAUGGGAGAUGGGAGACAGCUCUUCUUCAUCUGCACAUGCCACCACUUUCCAGCCCCUUGGCCUUCUGAUUUGUUGUCGUUUCUCUUUGGAGGCUUAAAUGAGAGACAAAGCAAAACCAAAUGAGGCCCGAAUUUGUGGGCCCUUUGAUUGGCCUCCUGCCCUUGGUUUUAUAAAAAGUGCUUCAGUUCCAGGUGUCUCGGUUCUCCGCAGACAGGGCUCUGGUGACACAAUGGCUCAGGCAUUUUGGAAGGGGUGGGAUUAUCAGUGUAGGACCCGGGAGCGUGGAACAUUUGACAGUGCUGGGGCCUUCCUAGAGACAACAAAUUAGAUUAUCAAAACUCAGCAAACCACCAGGAAGUUCUGGACCACAUUUUAAAUGAAGGACAACACUCAGGGUGAUCUUGUAGCCCUGUCUCUGGAUAGACCUUGGACCUAUAUUGUGGCUUUGUCACCUGUCCUGUCACUGGCCUCGUCUCCUGCUGUUCCUGAGUAGACUCCCUGGAUGGAGCUACUGGUAACCAAGUAAUCCAGGAACCGAGACCACCCAAACAGUCCAGGUGAGUCCCAUUCAUGUUUCCUGCUGCUUUCUGAGUACUGGAAGUUCAAUAUCACAUCUGAAAACUGUGAUGAAACUGAACUCUGGUGUUCUCACUGCCUUACUGGACACUUUUUAUUUGUUGCAGGGCUAUAGUUCUUGGAUAUUUCCUUCUCUUGUAAAAGUACAGAGUUCCUGCAUCAUCGCAUGUCAUCGUCUCAGCCAACGUGGGCAGAAUAUGUCACUUCCAGGAAGAUGAGCCACUCACAGGAAUGGGACAUCUAGUUCUCCAUACAAAGCAAAUCCGAUGGCAAUUGUUUCCGAGGUGACCUCACAACUGACCCUUGUCCAUUCUUCAUUCCACGUACUAAUGGGCUUCCUCGCUUGUCAUCUAGCAGGGGCCUGGACUCAGCAAUCUGCAAAGUCCAAAUGCUUCUCUCACCUCUUGACGACAGAACCUUCAAACAAAAGCUGGAUGGACAUCAACUCUCACUGUUUCAGGCAAAAGACUUGGUCUCUGUGGGUGAACAUGCACCCUCUCCAGCGCCUGCAAGACUGCACCCAGUUACCUUCAAGAAUUCAGCACAGCCACAGGGAUGGGAAGUAUUUUCCUGAACACGGGAGGUCUGAGGUCAAAAUGAGAAAAAAAAAUAAAAGAAAUUCUGUAAAUAUCCAAGGAUCCUGCUGCUCUAACACUUUAAAGACUGAGCUACUGUUUCCUGGGGCUUUCCUGUCCGUGCCCCCAAGGGUGUUGUGUGAUGGACACCCUGACAGAUUUCACAAUCAAACACUGAGAAUGUGUGAUUGAGAAUUUCACUGAUCCUCGCACUAACCUUUUUUGCAGGUCGCAGUUUAACUUGCAAUUCCCUUGAUGUAGUAGCUUUAAGAUUUUGCUUUGGGCAGAUUUUCUUUGGCUGCUCUAGGUGGAUUUCUCAAUCCGCUCUGUGUCUUCUGAUGGAAAGUGCUGGAUUGAGCCCGACUGAUGGAAAAUGCUGGAUUGAGACUCGUUCCUUCACAGACAAGAAACAGCAAAGUCUCCCUUCCUUCCAUGCCCUCGCUUCUGCUCUGCAUCCUUCCUUUAGACAAGCCUGGGUGGGGAGUAAUAAGAACAUCAGCCUCUAAAGGCCAAUAUAUUUGCCCAAUCCCUCUCUGAAAUAGGAUGUGAUGGCUCCUCUUUGGAGCUGGAAGAUGAUUCAAUAAUUCUACCCCCAGUCUGAGUGGUAAAACUGCCUUUUUGGGAGUUUAAAGAGCCUUUUCUGAAGGUCUAGUGGAGUCCAGAUGUCUCAUAGCUUUUGUGAUCUUGUGAGCAUUUUUAGAAGGAAAAUCUGUGAGGGAUAGGGCUAUGAAUCAUCCGUCUAUCCUGCGUCCAUGAAGAAGAAAUAAAAACCCCAAUCCAAAAAGAAUCCAUUUAAUUCUGGAAUUUUCUGACCUAUUUUGGUACAAGCCGGUCAAAAAAAAAAAAAAAAAAAAAAAAAUUAAACUACUCUCCUGAUGAGUUUCUCAUAUUGUUUACUUUUGUAACGUUCUCUGUGGACUAGCAGCCAGAAAUGACGUCCACCCCUCGUCCAGCAUCAGAGAAUAAGAACUUCAGAGGAAGGAAUGCAACUUCAUAAAUAGCAAACCACAGACACUAAUGGGGAGCAGAGGCAAACCUGCAGGUUAAAAAUUCGUUGCAAGAGAAGCCCAUACAUCCACACCGGCUGGAGAGUCCAAGAUGAUUUCAGCUCUAGCAUUUGUUUUUCUCCUCUGCCUCUCUUGUCCUUUUGCAUCAUGUCAGCAGAGAAGACUAGGAGGUGAAGUCGGGCCAGAAAUGCUGGAAGAGAUGAGAGAAACGAACCGUGUGCUAAUGGAAGUUCGAGAUUUGUUGAAACAGCAGAUAAAGGAGAUAACAUUCCUGAAGAAUACAGUCAUGGAGUGUGAUGCCUGUGGCAUCCGCCCCGAGGUGACAGGCCCUGUCAUCACCGUGACACAGUUUAACCGGUGCCUCCCCAACCCCUGCUUCCCUGGAGUGGCCUGCACCGAGACCGGCACUGGCUUCCGCUGCGGACCCUGUCCCCCGGGUUAUUCAGGCAACGGGUCCCAGUGCACGGAUAUCAACGAGUGCAAUGCAAACCCCUGCUUCCCGAAGGUCCAGUGCAUUAACACCGCCCCCGGCUUCCGCUGCGAUCCCUGCCCUCCCGGCUUCACUGGGCAAAUGGUCGAAGGGGUUGGACUAGCUUAUGCCAGGGCCAACAAACAGGUUUGUACUGACAUCAAUGAAUGCGAGACAGGAGCUGCCAAAAAUUGUGUCCCCAACUCAAUCUGCAUCAAUACCCGGGGAUCCUACAAGUGUGGGGCUUGUAAACCUGGCUUCGUGGGGGAUCAAGUCAACGGCUGCAAGAGCCAGACAGCCCGACGCUGCCCCAACGGGGAAAUCAGCCCCUGCCACGAGAAGGCCCAGUGCAUCGUGGAGCGCGACGGGUCCCUCUCCUGCGCGUGCCUCGUGGGGUGGGCAGGGAACGGCUACGUCUGCGGGAAGGACACGGACAUCGAUGGAGUCCCCGAUGAGAAGCAACGCUGCUCUGACAAAAAAUGCCGCAAGGAUAACUGCAUGACUGUCCCCAACUCUGGCCAGGAGGAUGCAGACAGGGAUGGAAUUGGAGAUGCUUGUGAUGAUGAUGCUGACGGAGAUGGGAUAUUAAAUGCUGAGGACAACUGUGUGUACACACGCAACACAGACCAGCGCAACACAGACAAGGACAACUUUGGUGAUGCCUGUGACAACUGUCGCCAGGUGAAGAACAACGAUCAACGGGACAUCGAUGGUGAUGGGAAGGGAGAUGAGUGUGACGAUGACAUGGAUGGAGACGGGAUCAAAAACCCCAUGGACAACUGUAAGAGAGUUCCCAACCCUGACCAAAAAGAUGCCGACGGCGACGGGGUAGGAGACGUGUGCGACAGCUGCCCCACUGUCAGCAACCCAGACCAGAAAGACACCGAUCACGAUCUGGUGGGAGAUGUCUGUGACACCAACCAGGACAGUGAUGGGGAUGGCCACCAGGAUUCCCGGGACAACUGCCCGACGGUGCCCAACAGCUCCCAGGUGGACACAGACAACGAUGGGCUGGGAGAUGAAUGCGACGAUGACGAUGACGAUGAUGGGAUUCCAGAUGUGAAACCUCCAGGUCCUGACAACUGUCGCCUUGUCCCUAACCCUGGCCAAGAGGACUCCGAUGGUGAUGGAGUGGGAAACCUCUGUGAAGAUGACUUUGACAGAGACAUGGUGAUCGACAGGAUCGACGUGUGCCCGGAGAACGCAGAAGUGACCCUGACAGACUUCAGGGCUUUCCAGACAGUGGUGCUGGACCCCGAGGGCGAUGCACAGAUUGACCCCAACUGGAUUGUCCUCAACCAGGGCAUGGAAAUUGUCCAGACCAUGAACAGUGAUCCUGGCCUGGCUGUAGGUUACACGGCGUUCAACGGCGUGGACUUCGAGGGCACGUUCCACGUCAACACGGCCACAGACGACGACUACGCCGGCUUCAUAUUUGGCUACCAGGACAGUUCCAGCUUCUACGUGGUCAUGUGGAAGCAGAUGGAGCAGACAUACUGGCAGGCAAACCCCUUCCGAGCGGUGGCCGAGCCUGGAAUUCAACUGAAGGCAGUGAAGUCUAAGACAGGCCCGGGUGAGUACCUGCGCAAUUCCCUCUGGCACACCGGAGACACCACCGACCAGGUCAAGCUGCUGUGGAAAGACCCUCGUAAUUCCGGCUGGAAGGACAAGACCUCGUACCGCUGGUUCCUGCAGCACCGGCCCCAGGUCGGGUACAUCAGAGCUCGCUUCUACGAAGGCCCCGAGGUCGUAGCAGACACUGGAGUUGUCCUUGAUACCACCAUGCGAGGGGGACGCCUGGGAGUCUUCUGCUUCUCCCAGGAGAACAUCAUCUGGUCCAACCUGCGGUACCGCUGCAACGACACCAUUCCAGAAGACUACGAAACCUUUCGAGUGCAGCAAGACUAACUCCCACCUCGAUGUCUCUCCAGCCAAAGCCAAUCUUGCUUUAAUUAAAGCCCCCUCCCCGUGCUCAGCUGCCCUGUAUCUGGUAUAAAGAACCCUAAGGACCUGUAGGUACCGUUACCACUGCCCCCACCCCGCGUGGCAACACCUCUCCCAGCCCCUUUCCCAAAACAGCAACUUCCUUUAAAUGCUACCC
Molecule: messenger RNA, 5689 nt
Organism: Calidris pugnax (ruff)
Lineage: Eukaryota; Metazoa; Chordata; Aves; Charadriiformes; Scolopacidae
Gene: COMP
Product: cartilage oligomeric matrix protein
Exons: 22
Coding region: 3211-5496 (761 amino acids)
Biological process (GO): cell adhesion
Cellular component (GO): extracellular region
Molecular function (GO): calcium ion binding
Source: RefSeq, a predicted model, not a curated record